Magallana angulata is the source of this 1056-nucleotide messenger RNA. Its product is annotated as leukocyte surface antigen CD53-like. The transcript is spliced from 8 exons. Lineage: Eukaryota; Metazoa; Mollusca; Bivalvia; Ostreida; Ostreidae. The coding region runs from base 1 to 909 and encodes 302 amino acids. The record is from RefSeq and is a predicted model, not a curated record. Gene Ontology annotation, cellular component: membrane.
AUGAACAACAUUAUUUCCUCUUGGCAACAGAAGAGUAAUACAUGCAACGUUAAAGAUUUAACCUCCUUCUUUACUGAAAACAACGCCAUGGGACUAACCGGCUGUGGAAAGUUUGGGAAAGGAUUCCUUGUUGCUAUCAACAUUCUCUUUUUUAUUCUCGGCAUUGGUCUCUUUGUCCUUGGAAUCCUGAUGAAGGUCAAUGUUUCCGCCAUUAAUGAUGACGUCAAACCCGCGCUGAAUGGCGUGACCGUUGCCAGUUACAAACUGGGAAACUUGGUGGACAGUCUGUCCAUAUUAUUUAUAGUUAUAGGGGCCUUCAUUCUUAUUGUAUCCGGUCUUGGAUUGUUUGGGGCGUGUUGUGAGGUCAAAUGCAUGCUGGUUACUUAUGCAGUUCUUGUCAUGAUACUCUUUGUGAUGAAAAUCGCAGCGAUUGCCCUCUGGUUUACUAUGAAGAGUGGGUUUGAAGACGUAGUGAAGGAAGGCAUGUUGAAGUCCCUCAAAGAUAAUUACAAGUCAGACACUAUUGACAGCAGUAAUGCUGUUUCAAAUGCUUGGAACUAUAUGUUCAUGUCACUACAAUGCUGUGGGGUUGUAGAUAUUAAAACAGACUUCGGCACCGGUACUCCCGCUUGGAUUGCAGGUCUUACCCCGACUCCCGUAAUCCCCAAAACAUGCUGCAUCGGAGCGGAUUCUUCAAACUAUAAGACAAACCCCAAACUUUCUACGUGUCAACCGGGCACUGCUGAUUACAAUAUGAAGGGUUGUUACGCUGCUUUAAAAGAUGAGAUCACGACAUACGGGAACAUAUUUGUUGGUGUUGGUAUUACCAUUCUGUUAAUAGAGUUAUUGGCAGUUGUGUUUGCAUUUGUAAUUUGCUGCCAGACUGGAGACAAAAACCACGCUGUGUAGAUUAGAGGCAUGUGAAUUCAAGGAAAAAAAUCAGGACAGAUACAUGAAAAUAGAUAUAGAGACCAUUAAACUAGGAUACUGAUGUUGUUAGGUUUUUAAUUAUGAUUAUAAAACAUGCAUUUCAGUACAUGAUUGUACAAUGAGAAA